AUGAUACAUCAGAAUGAGAAAUGGAACGUGCAGUGCACAGCUUCCAUUACUUGCUUUCCCAAUUUUCAAUCCUAUAACUACCAUUCUUAUUUCUCAUCUUUCAUUCAUUCAACCCCAUACCUUUCUUACACAAAACUCAAUACAUAUAUAUAAUAUAUUGCAUGUCGCAAACCUCAAGAUCGCCGGCGAUUACAUCCCGUAGAAAAAAACCGCCGCAUCCAUCACCGUCGCCUUGUCGUACAAAGACGAAGAAUAAGUCAAAAUUGGUCAAAAUCUUGAAACGAUGCUCAUCUGCGCCCCUGCUAAUUUCACGAGGAGAUCGUGAUGAUGAAGAUGAUGUUGAUCUCGUUGCUCAAUAUUCAUUCAGGAGCCGUGGAGGAACACUUUCCCGACCCCAAACUUUUUCAAAUGCGUUUGUUUCUUCCCCUUCUCUUUUUCCUUCUUCUCCAAAGAUUUACGGUAAAGAGAUGAAGGGAUACGACAAGGAAGCUAAGGUUGUGGUUAAUGUCACAGUUGAAGGAAGUACAGGACCAGUCAGAACCAUGGUUAAACUGGGAUCUACCGUAGAACACACAAUAAAGCAUGUAGUGGAUAAAUAUAGAGAAGAAGGAAGAAGCCCCAAAAUUGAUUCUAAUGUGUCAUCUUCAUUUCAAUUGCAUCUUUCCUAUUUCAGCCUCCAAGGUUUGGAUAAAUCAGAAGUAAUUGGGGAUGUAAAUAGUAGAAAUUUUUAUAUGCGGAAGAGUAAUGCUGAAUCUACAAGCAAUCAGGAUUUAACAAAACAUUGCUCUGCAAAUACUUCAAUGUUACUUCCAUCUUUUGUUGCUUUGAAAAUUAACCAAAUUAUAAGAAGAGCUCACAGGUUUUGGAAGAUUAUGGUGUGUUCGCCAUGACAAGAACAACAGUGCAUUCCAAUGCUAUGGGCUACUUCACCCGUCACAUGGAAAAGCAACAAAUUUUUAUCGGUUGCUUUCAAUUUAUUUCCGUUUGAUAUUCUACAUGUAUAUAUUUUUUCAAAAUGUAAAACUAAUAUGAAGACAUGGUAAUAACUUUUUCAAAAGUAAUAAAUUUGGUGGGAUAAAUAUAGGUUGCAACAAUGUUUAGAAGUUUUUGUGUAAGAUCUCCAUUUCUCACCAAUAUUCAUAUCCUAUGAAAAUAAGAAAUUUUUAUUGAUUUUUA
Molecule: messenger RNA, 1176 nt
Organism: Lathyrus oleraceus (garden pea)
Lineage: Eukaryota; Viridiplantae; Streptophyta; Magnoliopsida; Fabales; Fabaceae
Exons: 3
Coding region: 162-890 (242 amino acids)
Source: RefSeq, a predicted model, not a curated record